Messenger RNA from Ceraceosorus guamensis, 1882 nucleotides. Its product is annotated as S-adenosyl-L-methionine-dependent methyltransferase. The coding region runs from base 382 to 1656 and encodes 424 amino acids. The record is from RefSeq and is a predicted model, not a curated record. NCBI's taxonomy places the organism in Eukaryota, Fungi, Basidiomycota, Exobasidiomycetes, Ceraceosorales, Ceraceosoraceae. The transcript is spliced from 7 exons.
UCGCGAUGUAUUCAGAUUGAUUGCCACGGAACCGUGCACUCGCAACAGACCGACUCUGACUCACUGGACUUGAUUUCUAUUCGCCGAACACGUUGUCAAAUCGACGUGGAGAAAGGUUGAUGAGGCGGUGCAUGGGACCGUGAAAUCUUUUUGCUGCAUGGCGUCCAUCCAUCCGUUCAACAAGGGUGCUCCUUGCCUCUUGACUCGAAGCGCAUCCACGAAGCACAUUCUGCCCACUCGGCUCGCCAGGCAAAACCCCUCUUGACGCACCUUGAUCACUAGAGUGGCGGAUUGAAGAAGAGGCGCACUCGAGCUCUGAUGAGGAGGGAAAUUCUUCCCUAACACACGCAAGAUUACGAUCGAGCCAAAGAGCAGGCCAAUAUGGUGGGGAAAGGUGAUAUGUCGAACGAUUCGGGUCAAGCAGUGGAGCAAGUGUUGCGGAACGGGGUGGCUCCGCUGAACUUGAGCCAAGCUGGUCCUUCUCGUGGCACUUCAUCCUCCCUGGACGCCACAUCCUCGUUGGACACCACAUCCUCUACACCGCGCGCAAGCACGAGCGCGACCUCGGGUCCAUCAACCUCUGCCAAGCCCAAGUUGACGAUGGACGAGAUCACAUCUCGAGAUAGGAGGGCCGCUUCUGCGGCUGCAAUAGCCAAUUUUGGGAAUGUAGAAGAUGUUCUGUGUCAAAACAGGAGGACCAUUUCGGAUUUCUUGAGAAAGAAGAUCGAAGAAGAGGCUGCCAAGAAUUGGGACAAGUUCUACAAAGCCAACGAAAAUCGCUUCUUCAAGAACAAGAAUUGGACGGAUAGAGAAUUCGCCGAGUUGCGAGCUCAGGAUCAGAAGAAACAGACCGGAGGUCCUACUGGAGAUUGCGAGAAGAAGGCGGCUGUAGAUGCUUCAGACGAAGCUUCUUCCAACGCUGCGGUGCAGACUGAGCUUGAGCAAGCCACCUCGUCCACUCAAGAGGUCAUACUACUGGAGGUGGGCUGCGGUCCUGGGAACAUGCUCUAUCCGGCUCUGGCCAACAACGCAUCACUCAAGGCGCACGCCUGCGAUUUCUCAACUCGAGCCAUCGAUCUCGUCACGACUCAUCCUCAGUACGACACGGCACGAAUCAAUGCUUUCACGUACGACUUGACGAGCAAUCAAGCUCUCUUGCCCCAACUCCAAUCGCACCCUUUCGGUCGACCGAACGUCAUUUCCCUGAUCUUUGUCCUCUCGGCCAUCCCACCUUCUCUGCAUGCCCAAGUCCUACAGAAUCUAGCCGAGGUGCUGCCCGAAGGCGGAUCGCUGGUCUUUAGAGACUUUGCGUUUGGAGAUUUGACCCAGCUGAGGUAUCAUUGGAGAAAGGAUAGGAGCUGGGUAGAGCCUAGCUGCGUCAUCGUGCCAGACUUGAUUGGUGAGGAUGCAGAGGAAGGGCAAGAGAACGCUUGUGGAGGAUUGUACAGACGCGGAGACAAUACCCUCACUUACUACUUUCGUGUAGCUGAGCUCCAAAGAACAGCGGAGCUCGCUGGUCUGGAAGGUCCUGUCACGGAGAUCAGACAAGAGGGUCUGAACAGAAAGACUGGCGUCGUGCUCCGACGAAGAUUCGUUCAGGCGAACUGGAAGAAAAAAGCAGCUGCUGCAUCGACUGUGAAUAGGCGGACGGACUAGAGGCUCGGGCACCACACUCUCCCUUGCGCACGGCCAGAGGAGAGAGAGAGAGAGAGAGAGAGAGAGAGAGAGUGAGAGAUGACGCUUAUCUAUUCUAUUUGGCAUGCAAGUACGGUCGCGUGCUGCAGAGGUGCAAAUGGCAAUUGCACGAGAUAAAUAAAGCAAAGAUAGGGACGACGACCAAGGUGCACUUUAUUUAGGCAUUCCAAAAGAUGUGGCAGUGGUG